ACGGCGUCCUAUCGAUUUUCGACAAUAAAUCCCGAUGGCGCCGCAUCUCCCAGAGCUGCGGGGGGAUGUUGAUGAGCUGCGCCAGCUGCUCGAAGAUGAGGAGCUAGGCCAGGCGCUGCGGAGAAGGUACUGGCCCCACUGGCUGCACCUGGGUUGGAUCGCCUCCACCUUCGGCGCCGCCUUGAAAGGCAUCCCGGUGCUGAAGAGUCUGCGUGUCUCCGAGGAGCGAGAGCUGACCCUAAAGGACGGCGGCACGGUGUCGCUGGACUGGUGGCGGGGGCUCAAGACUGGGCGCCCGGUGGUGCUGGUGCUGCCGGGCAUGGCCAACAGCAGCCGCAGCAUCUACGUGCGCUACACGAUGGCCAAGCUUGAGGAGGCGGGUUUCCAGGCGGUGGCCAUGAACUACCGCGCCGUGGAGCAUCUGGAGAUCACCUCCCCACGCCUGGGCUGCGCGGAUAGCUGGAAAGACCUGCCGGAGGUCCUGGACGUCAUUGAGGCCGCGUGUCCAGGGCAGCCCAUCCUCGCCAUGGGCUUUUCCAUGGGCGGCACGAUCCUCACCAAGUACCUGGGCGAGACGGGCGCCGGCAGCCGGCUCCGCGCCGCGGUGGCGGUGAGCUGCCCCAUGGCCUACCCGGAGCACUAUGCGGAGCUGGAGCGACGCAAGUUCCUGAGCUUUCUGAUGGCGCAGCCGCUGAAGAUGUGGCUCUGGAAGAAGCGGGAGCAAGUGGCGAAGCAAUGGCCGCACUGCGACAUGAAGCAGGUGAUGCUAAGCACCUCCCUGCUCACGGUUGCGGGCUACUUCUUUGAGCACCAGGGCUACCACAACGUGGAGGAGUACUUCCGCCAGAACGACCCGGAGCCGGUCCUGUCGCGGAUCGCCUGCCCCGUGCUGAUAUUGGGAGCCAAGGACGACCCGCUCAUGCAGCCGGUGCCUCGCGAGACGAUCCGCCAGAACCCCCGGCUGCUGCUGGUGGAGACAAAGGACGGCGGACACAUGGGAUGGGCGGGCUGGGGCCAGCUGGGCCCCAGCAUCUUCGGAGCCUCCUGGGCUGAUGGCCUGGCAGCGCGCUUCUUGUCCUUCCACGUGAAGACCUUGCCGCCACGCUCGCGCCUCUGACGACACGAACGGACCGCGGCAACCGUGGCAUUUGAGACGCGGGACGUUGCAGUUUUUCGCCGGAG
Messenger RNA from Effrenium voratum, 1182 nucleotides. The record is from the annotation of a GenBank genome assembly. NCBI's taxonomy places the organism in Eukaryota, Dinophyceae, Suessiales, Symbiodiniaceae.